Molecule: messenger RNA, 1053 nt
Organism: Panicum hallii
Lineage: Eukaryota; Viridiplantae; Streptophyta; Magnoliopsida; Poales; Poaceae
Product: BAG family molecular chaperone regulator 5, mitochondrial
Exons: 1
Coding region: 256-849 (197 amino acids)
Biological process (GO): protein folding
Cellular component (GO): plasmodesma
Molecular function (GO): protein-folding chaperone binding
Source: RefSeq, a predicted model, not a curated record
GUUCCGUAGCCAGAAGUGGUGUACGCAGAGCAGCGAUGAGCGUUUACAGCAGCCACCGAAAGUGGAAAAUGCAGGUGCGGAAAGCACAUCCUGACCUCAGGAGGCAAAGGAACAGGCGGCGCCGUGGACCACGACUGCGUCACUGUGCACUAGACUAUUCCAGAUAUCGGCCAAUGCAAACUGCACAAGCUGCAGAGAGAACUCUCUUUGCUCGCCUGAUCCAAAGCUGCGCUCACUCCCAGGUCCCAGGUCCCCAUGGGAUCCUACCACUACGCCUCCACCUCGCAAUUCGUCUUCGCCGCCGUCGAUUCCAACCCCAAGCCGGCCCACAAGCCCAAGGCCACCGUGCAAAUCCCCAUCGCGUCCCCUUCGGAGGAGGGGCCGCCGCCUGACGCGGCGGCGGCGGCCGCCAAGAUCCAGGCGGCCUUCCGCGGGCACCAGGUCCGGCGGCACGUCGCGGGCGUGCGCGCGGCCGACGCCGAGGCGACGCGGCUGGAGCGGCUGCUCCGGCGGCAGGAGACCGUGGACGCCGUCCGCGGCGACGAGCGCGAGCGGGCCCGGUUCUCGGAGGCGCUCAUGGCCGCGCUGCUGCGCCUCGACGCCGUGCCGGGGCGCUACCCGGCCGUGCGGGACGCGCGGCGCGCCGUGAGCCGCCGCGUCGUCGGCCUGCAGGAGGUGUUCGACGCCGUGGUCGCGGCGCCCGAGGCGCAGACGUGCGGGGUGCCGGCGAGCUUGGAGCAGGUCCUCGAAGGGAUCUGGGGCGCCGGAGAGCCGCCGGUGGCGGUGGCGGCGGAGGAGGAAGUGAGGAGGAGCGGGACAAGCUGGGGGAGGUUUCUCGGGGGAGUGUAGCGAGCAGGAUUGCUACUCGGUACAAGGAGGUGCCAAGCGUGAUACGUACUCAUUUGUACAUGUAUUUUGUGGACGUAUAGUAUAUGCUGCAGUGAUCUCCGAACGUGAAAGGAAUACAUACAACUGUGACCUGGUGAUGGUGUGACAGUAUAUGGCUAAAACUCCAAUUUCGGAUAUCUUCAAGGCUAUAUCUUCAAUGCCAAA